AUGGCUGGAGCACUCAAUAUUCAGUCGAUCCGAGUUCUCAUGAGCCUACCUACAACCGGUGCCAGAUUCGCUCUUUCGCAUCCGGGGAAACAGCUCAUAGCGGCGUUCUACAAAGAUGGAGAACUCUACCGCGGACGAAAGGAGCUGUCAUGGAUCGACUGGCUCUUCUUAGCCAACGACAUCCGCGGGCGUAUCAACCGGCGGUGGGUUUCGUUUGGCCAAUUUGCCGUCGACUCGACCAUGUCAGCCAUGAUAGCCAUUACCUCGUGGGUGAUGCCAUGGAAGCUGGGAUCCAUCACUAGAUUUCAUCCUUACUCAUGUGCCCUUCCGGGCGGCCGGCGGAUGAGACGUUUCAUGCCCAGGAUCCUGAACGUCAUGACGUUCCUCCAGUGGGUCGCUGGUGUGUAUGUCCUCAGCGUCUAUUUUGGACAUCUAGGCGGCCGGGUCUCGACAGUGUAG
Clonostachys rhizophaga is the source of this 459-nucleotide messenger RNA. The record is from the annotation of a GenBank genome assembly. Lineage: Eukaryota; Fungi; Ascomycota; Sordariomycetes; Hypocreales; Bionectriaceae.